This is a messenger RNA of Peromyscus leucopus (white-footed mouse), 1031 nucleotides long. Its product is annotated as mitochondrial import inner membrane translocase subunit Tim23-like. Gene Ontology annotation, cellular component: mitochondrial inner membrane; TIM23 mitochondrial import inner membrane translocase complex. The record is from RefSeq and is a predicted model, not a curated record. The transcript is spliced from 2 exons. Gene Ontology annotation, biological process: protein import into mitochondrial matrix. Bases 1 to 843 code for a protein of 280 amino acids. Gene Ontology annotation, molecular function: transmembrane protein transporter activity. NCBI's taxonomy places the organism in Eukaryota, Metazoa, Chordata, Mammalia, Rodentia, Cricetidae.
AUGGUCGUGAGUUCUCAGAACCCUGAGUGCUUUCACCUGAGCAUCCUGGCGCACCCUGCAGAACAGCACUUCCAGACUCUAAAAGACAGAAUCGACGUGGACACGGAGCAACGCGGGUCUUCCCGCUGUUGCUGUGGGGACCACGGACGAGCACACGACCCCGACCCCGGCCUGAGGUGGUGGUGGGAAGCCCACCGCAGUCUGCUGCAAUGCCAUGGAGGGUGGCGGGGAAGUGGCAACAAAACCACCGGCGGGUUGGCUGGCUUCUUCGGAGCGGGAGGAGCGGGUUACUCUCACACUGACUUGGCUGGCAUUCUGCUAACUGGUAUGAAACCCCUGUCUCCGUAUUUAAAUGUGGAUCCACACUAUCUUGUUCAGGAUACCGAUGAGUUCAUUGUGCCAACUGGAGCUAACAAAACCCGAGGCAGAUUUGAGCUAGCUUUCUUUACCAUUGGAGGAUGUUGUAUGACAGGGGCUGCAUUUGGAGCAGUGAACGGUCUGCGGUUAGGAUUGAAGGAAACCCAGAGCAUGGCCUGGUCCAAACGAAGAAACGCACAGAUUUUGAUUAUGGUGACUAGGCAAGGGGCACUUUGGGCUAAUACUCUAGGCUCCCUGGCUUUGCUCUAUAGUGCAUUUGUUGUUAUCAUUGAGAAGACACGAGAUGCAGAAGAAGACCUCAACACAGUAGCAGCUGGAACCAUGACGGGAAUGUUGUAUAAAUGUACAGGUGGUCUUCGAGGAAUAGCACAUGGUGGCCUGGCAGGACUGACCCUCACCAGUCUCUGUGCACUGUAUAACAACUGGGAGCACAUGAAAGGUUCCCUGCUCCAACAGUCACUCUGAAGAUUUUGCCACCUCUGGACUGGGGGACAUUUCAUAGUCAUCCAGAUUGAUUACUAAGUCAGUCUGGAGUUGCUUUCUCACUUGUACCGACAAUUACUUUGAACAAUUGGAGACUCUGAUUUGCUGUGACAAUGAUCAUGGAUGGUUAGCCUGGACUGCACUGCUUGCCCUUAGUGAGUGGAAGCCAA